This is a messenger RNA of Halteromyces radiatus, 1983 nucleotides long. RefSeq lists its product as uncharacterized. The coding region runs from base 112 to 1566 and encodes 484 amino acids. NCBI's taxonomy places the organism in Eukaryota, Fungi, Mucoromycota, Mucoromycetes, Mucorales, Cunninghamellaceae. The transcript has 3 exons. The record is from RefSeq and is a predicted model, not a curated record. Gene Ontology annotation, molecular function: protein binding.
UUCUUCUUCUUUUUUUUCCUCCUUUUUUUUUUUUCUCUUUUUCUCUUUUCUCUUCUUCUUCUUCUUCUUCUUCUUUUACUAUUAAUUAUAAUCAAUUUUUAAUAUAUAUUCAUGGAAAACGAUAUUGUAGCUAUACCUCGUGCACAGUAUCAACGUUGGUGUCGACGACUUGAUCGACGUUUAUCUAAUACUUCAACAACAUCAAUAGCUAGUUAUCGUAGUGUUUGGUGUUUACCUCCAGAACUCUUAUUGGAAAUCCUUAGUUAUCUUGUCGACCAACAAGCCACUUUAUAUUCAGUUUCUCUUGUAUGUCGUCAAUGGUUUCUUUGUGCCACUCCUCUAUUAUACAAACAUGUCAAGAUUCAUAAUACUUAUCGAUGGGCCACUUUUAUUUUGACUCUUUGUCGUGAAAAACGUUUUUUUCAUUAUGGUUCUUUGAUUCAAUCUAUUGACUUAUCUUGUGGUAGAUUUGAAUUAUUGAAUACAAAAGAACAAAAUGUAGUAGGUUCUUCAAGGUUAACUCAAACAUCAGAAACCACUUUAUCAUCUGUUUCACCUUUGACAACCAACUCUAUUGGUACCUCUACGAGAACCACCGUUAUUACCGUGAAUGACAACAUUGUUGGCACCAUUAGUCAUACAACAGAUGAUACGUAUGAUGUGUUAUCGGAAGAUGGUUGUCAAGUACCGACUCAUACCUAUCCUUCUUUAGUAGUAUCCACGUCUUCACUUGUUCAACUUGCACAAACUUGUCAACAUCUUGUUUCUCUGGAUUUGUCUUAUACUCAAGUGUUUCAAGACAGUGUUGUGGUGGAAACGGGUGAAUAUAUCUCUACUUUACAACAUUAUGCUAUUCAACCUGAUUUGACUCAUGUGAAAAUUCCAGUUGAAACUGCUAUCGAAACCAUCGGUCAACAAUGUACUCACUUGGAACAACUGAAAAUAAAAGGCUGCGGCUGGAUCACUGCUCGUCUUAUUUGGAUAUGGGUAUCUUCUUGUCCUCGACUCACUUAUUUGGAUGCGCGGCGCUCUCCGAAAUGUACUGUCAGACGACUGGUUACUAAUGUCUUGGAAGUACCAAAACAAUCUAUUCAUCAAGAAAAUCGCAAUAACGAAUCAUUAUCUACAUUAUCUUCACCAUCAUCCUCGACUUCUUCUUCAUCUUCCUCCUCAUCUUCCUCAUCAUCAUCAGUACAGAACAAUGAUCAAAACAAUCAUCUAUCGCCUUCAUCUUCAACCUCUUCUUCCUCUUCAUCAAUGAAUAAUAAUGUACGUACAAUUCGAUGUAAUAGAUCCUCCUUACGUUUGAAUAAUGAAGAAACAUCAGAUCAUCGUUCAAUUCGAACUCGUGUGAUUCAAGCAUUAUCAAUGGAUGUAGAUGAAACAACGGAUCGAGAAGAAUGGGUGAAUCCAGGACAUAGACGGCCACCGUCACCUUAUUACCAUCAUCAAGUAGGAAACAAUGAUCAUGAUACAACAACAACAACACUACGUGAUUUUGUAUGGUCUAUUUUGAAGGAAGGAAAGGAACAUGGUUUGAUGGAAUUACAAUGGUUACAAGAAUGAUAUUUAAAAAUCCAUAGUUUUUUUUUUUUAUAUUCCCUCCCUUUUUUUUUUUUAUUGUAUAUUUGGAUAUGAUAGUCAAAAGGAAAAAAAAAUAUAUUUUUUUUUUUUCGUUUAUAUAUCUUCAUUUGUAUAUCUUUUGUAAAUAAAAACAUAUAUCACUUUUUUUUUUUGCCAAGAAGUAUAUGCUACGCCCUAUUUUAUUAUUAGGAGGAAUAACAAGUGGAUAAAGCGGUAUAAUAAAGAGGAGUAUGAUGAAGAGUAUCAAUACGGAGUCGAGGUGGCUGGAGAGGAGACAACGAUGAAGCAAGACGAAGACAUGACAAAUCCAAAGGUGGAAUCUUGGGUCGUUCAAUGGUUUGAAAGCGAACUCGUUUCAUGAAAAAAGAAUAAAAUAAUUACAAAAAAAAAAAAAAAGAA